GAUAGAGAGAAACAAACACGCACACACACACAGACGGGCGGGCGGCUGUGAUCAGUCGGUCUCCUCGCCAUAGGUGAUGUCUGUCUGGGCAUAAAAGCAUGAAACUGCACGCAGAGAUUUGCUGUCGGAGCUCCGCCCCAAAAUAACAUCAUCAUCAUCAUCAUCAUCAUCAGUCGGAGAGAAAUAACUGGAGGGCACGAGAAAGAGAAAACGCACGCGGACACACACACACGCGUCGCGUUCAUCCGACAGCUCCCCAUGCUAAUAUGAGGACGCCUCUGCUGUGCUGAAGGACAUCUGGAUUGCACAGAUUUACAGUACAAAAGUAGCAUUCUCAGAUCAGCAUGCGCUAAUCCCAACCGUAGCGUAGCGAGAAAGCGUUUAAAGCCGAGCGAUGGCGUCCGACGUGCCACACCGUCAGAUUGUCCAAAACCGGAGGAAACUCAGGCCCGCGCGGGUCCUCGGACUCCUCCUCAGUCUUAUAGCAAUAAGUGCGGUUGCCUUAACAUGGCGCUCUACUGAACAGUGGGAGGAGCUACAGAGCCACGCCCCCCACAGGACACUGCUGUCCACACACCAGGGUUACCAUAGCAACCUCUCAGAGGACACGCCCAUUGCCAUGCGCUCAUCCGCAGGGUCAAAUGAGAGUCAAGGAGACUAUCCGACUGAUUUGUUCAGCCUUGAGGACCGAAGGCGCGGGGCGGUUUUAUUGCACAUGUUCGGCAUGCUUUAUAUGUUCAUCGCGCUAGCCAUCGUAUGCGAUGAAUUCUUCGUCCCAGCACUCACGGUGAUCACGGAAAAACUGACGAUUUCGGACGAUGUGGCGGGUGCUACCUUCAUGGCGGCUGGAGGAUCGGCUCCUGAACUGUUCACUUCAGUCAUCGGGGUGUUUAUUUCCCACAGUAACGUCGGCAUCGGGACCAUCGUAGGCUCCGCCGUGUUCAACAUUUUGUUCGUCAUCGGGAUGUGCGCUUUGUUUUCCAAGGAGAUCCUGAACCUGACGUGGUGGCCUCUGUUCAGGGACGUGUCUUUCUACAUCAUCGGCCUCAUCAUGCUCAUCGUUUUCUUUCUGGAUAACAUCAUCACGUACUGUGAGAGCAUUAGCCUGCUGCUAGCCUACGCCGCCUACGUGCUCUUCAUGAAGUUCAAUGGGAAUGUAGAGACUCUGGUUAAGGGGAUCAUGAACAGGAACCAGGUGGUGGAGGUGGAGGCCCAACCCAAGUUGAGCCCUAGUGCAGUGGAGGAUGACAGCAAGCUGUCGGCCAGACCCCGCCUACAGAGAGGAGGAAGCUCCGCCUCUUUACACAACAGUCUGAUGAGGAACAGCAUCUUUCAGCUGAUGAUCCACACGCUCGACCCUCUCAGUGAAGAAUUCGCUGACUCUGAGCUCGGGACUUACGGAAAGCUAAAAUAUUAUCAGUCCAUGACGGAGGAAGGAAAGUUCCGUGAGAAAGCGUCCAUUCUUCACAAAAUUGCCAAAAAGAAAUGCCAGGUCGAGGACUCAAAUGGAGUGGCUGAUAAAAAUCUGCCGAACAGCUCUAAUGUGGAGGUGGACAUGACGCCGCCUAUGAACGGCACUGCUGGACAAGAUGGAGAUGCGGCUGAGGAGGAUGAAGAAGACGAUCAGCCGCUCAGUCUGUCCUGGCCCGAGAGCUGCCAAAAGCGUUUCACGUAUCUCUUCAUCCUUCCCAUCGUCUUCCCUCUAUGGAUCACACUGCCGGAUGUCCGGAAGCCCACGUCUAAGAAGUUUUUUCCCAUCACGUUCCUGGGAGCGAUUUGCUGGAUCGCAGGAUUCUCCUACCUGAUGGUGUGGUGGGCUCAUCAGGUUGGAGAAACGAUCGGCAUCACAGAGGAGAUCAUGGGACUGACUAUUCUAGCGGCUGGAACCUCCAUCCCUGACCUGAUCACCAGUGUAAUCGUGGCCCGCAAGGGUCUGGGGGACAUGGCCGUGUCCAGCUCCGUGGGCUCCAACAUAUUCGACAUUACUGUUGGGUUACCGUUCCCGUGGCUGCUGUUCUCGAUGGCGAACGGGAUGGUCCCGGUGCAGGUGAGCAGUAACGGGCUGUUCUGCGCCAUUGUGCUGCUCUUCCUCAUGCUCCUCUUCGUCAUCAUCUCCAUCGCCGCCUGCAAGUGGAGGAUGAGCAAACUGCUGGGCUUCAUCAUGUUCCUGCUCUACAUCGUCUUCCUGGUGGUCAGUGUCCUGCUGGAGGACAAGGUCAUUGUCUGCCCCAUCUCCAUCUGACACACACACACACGCACACACAUAUAUAUACAGUACAUAUACAAUACAUACAUGCACAGAAAUACUUACACACACACACACACACACACACACAUAUUCAGUACAUACACACACAUAAAGUACUUUCUCGCCCCCCCCACACACACAUAUACAUUACAUACUGUGCACAAACACAAAUUUAAAUACACACACACAUUAAAACACACACAAACAAACAGUCAUUUAAACGCACACACUUAAACCUGCACACACACACACUUGAACACACACCCACACUUUUAAACACACACAUACACAGACGUGUAUUUAAACACACACACAAACACUAACACACACGCACCUACACAACACACACACAUGCAUAUACACACUUAAACACACACUUAUACACAAAUACUUAAACACACACAUAAUUAAACAUAUACCUAACACACACGCACAAACACACACUUAUACUUACACACACACAUAUACACAAACACACCCACACACACACUUAUACACACAUACCUGAACACACACACGCAUAUACACACUAAACACACUUUCAUAUAUACUUAAACACACCCACACACACACUUAAAUACACACACACACACCUGACCACACACAUGCAUGUACACACUUAAACACACACUUACAUAUAUAUAUAUAUAUACUUAAACACACCCACACACACUUAAAAACACACACACACACACCCACACACACUUAUGCACACAGAAGGACAUUUGAACACAGACACACACACACACACACACUCAUGAAUGCUGGCUUAUUUACUUCCCAGCACAUUCUCCUUUGUUUUUGUCCAAUAAACUGACCCAAACCCCCCUCCAGGAGAAAGUGGACCUGUCCGCACGAGAAGCAGAACUCUGUAAGAUAUUCACACUCAUCUGAAGAGAAAUACAUCUGUGUUUACCUACCCAAUACAUCUCUUUAUUUUCUUCUCUAACACUUUAUCUGAAGCUGUCCUUGUUCCAGUCUAACCACUCAUUCAAACACUGAGUAAUAUUAAUUAAUUACACCUAUUUACUAUGUGGUUCUGAUUAGAAUGAGGGUUAGUUGCAUGUAAUUGUGCAUAAUUAAUCAUAAUUACUACAGUAGGUACAUGCGUGACAAGUACACCUUCAAAUAAAGUGUUUGCUUAUUUUCUCCUGUUUAAUCACGCUGUAAAUCCUACAAGCGUUUGCUUUACAACUUAAACUACUGUGAGGUAGUCAUUAAUGCAAGAUUUACUGUACUAAAGCCUUGGCUAGAAUAUUAAUGUACAUUUAUUUAUACAUUAUAUAUGGUUUUAUACAGUACACUAGUAAAAGUUAUAUAAAGAAAUGGUAUUAUUUUGAAAUAAUUGUACUUUUUAUUAGUAUUUUAAGGGUGGGCGGUAUAUAUUGUAUUUAUUUAUGUAUUUAUUAUUUAAUUUGUUUUUAUUGAACUCCACUCAUUGAAUACAGCAUUAGAUCUUUAACUAGGGCUGUAACGAUACACUAAACUAAAAUACUAGUACAAAUCAUUAUAAAUGGUGAAGAUUUAUUAUUAAAACCUGAUAUAUUUGACAUUUUUCCCCAGUAUGUAUAUGUAUAUGUAUAUGUAUAACAGUAUGUGUCCCUAAGUGAAAGCCAAAUAGGGACUAAGAUAUUUUUUUAUUAUUAUUUGCGUAUUUAUUUAUUUAUAUUUAUUUAAUUAAAUAUUUUUAUUGUGUAUUUAUUUAAGUCUUUUUUAUUAUUUAUUAAAUUGUAUUUAUUUAUUUAUUUAUUUAAUCCACUCACUGAAUACAGCAUUAGAUCUUUAACUAGGGCUGUAACGGUACACUAAACGAAAAUACUAGUACAAAUCAUUAUAAUUGGUGAGAUUUAUUAUAAAAAACUGAAUAUAUUUAACAUUUCCCCCCCAGUAUGUGUCAUUAAGUAAA
This is a messenger RNA of Danio aesculapii, 4154 nucleotides long. Its product is annotated as sodium/potassium/calcium exchanger 2. Gene Ontology annotation, cellular component: membrane. Gene Ontology annotation, biological process: long-term synaptic depression; intracellular calcium ion homeostasis; calcium ion transmembrane transport. The record is from RefSeq and is a predicted model, not a curated record. Gene Ontology annotation, molecular function: calcium, potassium:sodium antiporter activity; calcium channel activity. The coding region runs from base 395 to 2242 and encodes 615 amino acids. The transcript is spliced from 12 exons. NCBI's taxonomy places the organism in Eukaryota, Metazoa, Chordata, Actinopteri, Cypriniformes, Danionidae.